Molecule: messenger RNA, 1418 nt
Organism: Salvelinus namaycush (lake trout)
Lineage: Eukaryota; Metazoa; Chordata; Actinopteri; Salmoniformes; Salmonidae
Product: polycystin-1-like
Exons: 6
Coding region: 173-1171 (332 amino acids)
Molecular function (GO): protein binding
Source: RefSeq, a predicted model, not a curated record
GCGAAACGUCUACGAAAACCUGGGGAAGGUUAAAAAAACGGGUUUAAAAAAGUUAGUUGCGCUCUUAGCAUGUUUUCACAUGAAGAAAUCCGUUAAAAAGCGACGAAACAAGUUCCCCCCCCCCAGUGCGAGGACCCUUCCAACAUCAGAGGCGAUGCGAUGUGAGUGAGCUAUGCCUUUUAGAAAUGGACAGAUUUUAUCCAAGCGAAAACAUGGCGCCUCUUUCCCCAAGUUUGGAUUAUUUUCCAGUCUGCUCUUCACUCUCUUUUGCCUGGAGGCAUGGGGCUGGAGCCCAGCGCACGGGGACGGCGGCAGCGGUAGGAGUUGCGGGAGCCCGUGUCCCGGUAACUGUACGUGUGUUAUUGCACCGGGGUCCCGGGAAUCGUGCGUGGUUAAUUGUACCAACAUCGGUCUGGAGCGGGGACCAGCGGCGGGGGACCUCCCACCGGGAACUAACGUUCUAGAUCUGUCCAGGAACCGUAUCUCAUCUCUGGAACCAAGUCUCUUUGAUCAACUCAUCACCCUACGAGAACUGUAUCUACAGGACAACAGAAUCAGUGUUCUCCCCAGAGGGGUCUUCUGCUCCAGACCCCUGUUCUCUAUACUAGAUUUGAGUAACAACCAGAUCACCACCAUAGAAGAAGAAAUAUGUGAUAAUUUAUUUAAUUUAACAGAAAUUGACUUAAGCAGCAACCCGUUUGUGUGUGACUGUAAGUUAUUCCGGCUGGUGAGCUGGCUUCAGGAGAGGGGAGUGCGGGUGCGUCACCCAGAGAACAUGCUCUGUGUCCAACCGCCCGACCUGAGACACCAACCACUACUCAACGUGUCACUGCUCACCUGCGGUCUGAACUAUGCAGCCUGUCUGGAGGACAGUGACCACAGCGGAGGAGGCAGUGAGCUGGUCAUCUUCUCUUCGUCCACGCCGGGUAACUUCUCCCGGGAGGAGUGUAACUCUGUGUGUUACGGGGCCUCCCAGCGCUACGGGGGCCUGGGGGCCCGGAGGGAGUGUCUCUGCAGCACCAAUUAUGAACCCAACCGCAUCAGUGAAGCUCAGUGCUCUGCUGCCUGCACCAAGCCUCACGUCAUGAAGGUGGACGGAGACUGGCUAACCACUUCCUCAUCACUUUUUCUUCGUUGUAACUUCCUGAUUACUUCCUUGUUUUUGUUAUAACUUCCUGAUUACUUCCUUGUUUUUGUUAUAACUUCCUGAUUACUUCCUUGUUUUUGUUAUGACUUCCUGAUUACUUCCUUGUUUUUGUUAUAACUUCCUGAUUACUUCCUUGUUUUUGUUAUAACGUCCUGAUUACUUUCUUGUUUUUGUUAUAACUUCCUGAUUACUUUAUUAUUGAAAACUAUUUACAUUAGUACAUGUACAGUGUCUUCAGAAAGUAUUCACACCCCUUGACUUUUUCCACAUG